GGCUGCGGCUUGCGGCGGAGCAGGGCUGGUACAGCCCGGAGUGGGACAGUGCGACUUGGCGUAGGGAAAGCCGGGGCUCGUAGUUGCCCCGCGUUGGGAGCGCUGAGGGAAGAGCGUGAGGAGGGAUCCGGCGUGGCGUCCAGGUGCGGGCCGCCCCUCCGCCCGAGUGCGGGAGGGGAGGGCGGAGCGGGGAGUCCGCAGUACCAAAAGGGCUGGCUCCAUCCCCGCACCUCGCUCGAGCGGCCGCCGCUCGCCCUCGCCUCUUUUCCGCACAAAGCGGAGGGAGCCGUGUUUCCUGUCCGGGGACCUGCUGAGGAAAACGAGCGGAACUUGCCCAUUCUUACAGACGAGCCCUUUCAAAGGGCAGUCCUGCGAGCUGCCCGCGCCCCCAGGAGCGCAGCCCCACAGCGCUCCCGGAGCGGGCACCGGCCUCUGUGAGCACCCGCUGAGCAUUUCCCCUUAGUGCUACCCCUCGGGACUAGCAGCACGUUUAUUCUGGCUUCCGUGUUAAUGUGGUGCCAGUCACGUUAGAAGGAUGAGGAAGAUCCUAGAGUGUCCAACCAGUCUGUCAGGGCUGUGAGCAUUGCACAGCGGUUUGGGACCCAGAACGGCAGAGCAGGAUGUCAGCCAGCGCGCCUCAGGCAACGUUUGCUAUUAUCUCUCGGAAUUCACUUUUCUUCUUUAGUCUCCUGCUCUAAUUUCUUUUAGCAAUUGUUACCCUGCUCUGGGAGAAACGCAGGAAGAAGAGAGCUGUACUCCUGGAAGAUGAAGAUUCUUUGGGGAAUUCAUGCUAAUGCGCUGGCAUAUUCCAUGACUACCUUAGGUGCUGGAAUGAUGAACAGCAUUUUUAAUUUCUACUACGUUAAGCUUUUCCUAAACCGAUACAAAAUUUCAGAAUCUGCAUUUCACACAGCACAGGUUGUGUUCAUGGUCUGGAACGCCAUCAACGAUCCCCUCUUCGGCUACAUCCAGGACACCUCGAGGCUGCGGUGCUGCGCCAGGCGCCAGUUCUCCAUCCUGUACGGGGCCCCGCUGUACGGCCUGGCCUUCCUGCUGCCCUGGUUCCCCUGGCGGCGCUACCAGGACGGCGACUGGCUCAGCGGGCUGCACCUGGCCGUGGCGCUGUGCGCCUUCGACGGCCUGCUCACCUUCGUGCUGCUGGCGCAGUGCGCGCUCUUCGCCGAGGGCUCCCCCCGCCACGACAGCCGCCUCCGCCUCAUCAAGUACAACCAGGUGGCGACGCUGCUCGGCUCCACCAGCGUUCUCUUCUGCGGGCUCGUGUCGGAUAAUAUGGAGAACUUCGCUUAUUUCCAGGCUUUCACCGUUCUGAUCGCGGUGCUGGCGACGGCUUGUAUGUGCUGCACGGGUAAAUACAGCACAAGUCAGUAUGAGCAGAGAGAAGUUCAUGCAGAGGAUGCUAGUCGGGAAAGCAGCAAUGGAGCUUUCUCCUUGGCCUCAGUAGUUUCAUUGACGAAACAGAUCAUGACGGAGAAGAACUUUCUAUGUUUUGUAACAAUGAACUUCUUCCAAGUCUUCCACCUAGCCUUCUACAACAAUUUCAUGAUGAUCUUUGCGGAUAAUCUUAUUCCUAAGGAUGUCCUGUCUUCCUCAGUAAGAAGUAUCAUGUAUGGAGCAGGUUUUAUUUGUCCUCAGUGCCUUGUUCUUCUCAGUCAUACUUUGUUGAAGAAGUUUGGUUAUUACAGAAUCAUCUUGUUUUCCUUUUACUAUGAAGGAGUAGCUGCUGCUGUCAUGUGUCUUCUAGGGCAAGAACACUAUUCUCUGCUGGCAUUUUAUGUCACAACAAACAUGGUAAUUGUGCAGGCUUCAUUUAGCUUGUUCAAUUUGCCUUUGGCAGAUAUUGUUGACGCAGAUUUCAUAAAGCACAAGAGGAGAUUACCACUUUCCUCUAUGGUUUUUGGUACCAACGCUUUAUUUACCAAGCCUGCCCAAUCUUUGGCUCCAAUGGUUGUGGUUAAAAUACUAAAUCAUUAUGGAUAUUAUAACCUGAAUAAUGUACCUGGUGGUCCUGAUAUAAGCAGGUCGUUUUUAGAUCUGCAUGAUGCCAUGUUCUACCUGGUCUGCCUGGUUCCCCUCUGCAUUGCAGUCCUUCAGAUCCUGACCUGGACUCCCUUUUCCAUCCAGAACAGCCACCUGGCAGCUCCACAGUAAAUAUGGAACCAGUGGCCAGUGCAUCUCCUGCUGAACCACCAGAGAGUUCAGUAAGUUUUUCAUGUGAGAAAGCAAAAUUGCAAGAUGAAACACUGUUUGAGUUGUUUCAGUAAAGCUGCAUUUUCAGUCUUUAUAGACUGUGAAUCCCAUUCAGCCUUAAUGCUGAGCCUACACAAGUGUUUUCUAGUUCAGUUGCUUUCUGUUAAGGGGUUUUAUCCUUAAUUACUUUAUUUAAAGUAAUUUCUAGUGUAUAAUGAUUCCUGUUAACUCAUUUGAAAAAAAGGAUAUGGCAGAUCAGGGAAAGAGAUCCCAACCCAGCACCUGGAAUUCAAGGGAACUGUAUUUUCUGAAGCUUACUGGUGGAUUAAUUUUGCCAUACUGAUAAAAUGGCAGAUCCCUGAAGUUAAUCUGGAAGAUCCCAGUGGACAUCCCUCGUAGGUGGCAGGGAGAUGAAGAGAAAACUUCAGAUGGUGUCUACCUGGCCAGUAUCAACACAAAUCUGACAGCUACCACAGGAAGAGCCAAGAGUAAUUACCCACCCUGUGAAAGUCUGUGUAAGGCUAAAGGAGAAAAGGAUUCAGAUGCUGCUCAGUGUUGCUCAGUAUGGAAGAAGCUCCAGAAGUCCUCACUGGCUUUACAAAUCUCUGGUUUGGUGGAAGGUCAGUGCAGUUUUCUAGCUUUAAAUGGGAAAAUAAUUUUGAAGGUAUCCUCUAGUUAGUGCUUCAUGCAGAAUGUCAUUGUGGCAAGCACAGCUUUAGUCUGUGGUUGGAGGGUUCAGCUCCUGGACAUAUGGAAGUACACACAGUUAUUCAACCAAGCUCUCCCUGUUCAGUGGUGUUAUGUUGGCAAACUCAUUUGGUGUGUGACAAUUUAAGUAAAUUUCUGAAUCAUCAAGUUGAAGUUAGUUAAUUUCUGAUUAAUUCUUAUCGGUUAGGAUUUUAAAUGAAUCCUGUGAUUUUUAUAAAAUAAAUGGGUUUUGACAAAAUUUCAGAAACA
Molecule: messenger RNA, 3165 nt
Organism: Prinia subflava (tawny-flanked prinia)
Lineage: Eukaryota; Metazoa; Chordata; Aves; Passeriformes; Cisticolidae
Product: transmembrane protein 180-like
Exons: 7
Coding region: 766-2169 (467 amino acids)
Source: RefSeq, a predicted model, not a curated record